AGUGUUGGUGGGGGUUCUACAACCUUCAAUUCGGCUACAGUUGCUGUGGUUGGAGAUGGGUUCAUUGCCCAGGACAUUACAUUCCAAAACACUGCCGGUCCAACAAGCGGCCAAGCCGUGGCACUCCGGUCCGGUUCAGAUCUCUCUGUUUUUUACAAAUGUGGCUUUGAGGGGAACCAAGACACCCUCUAUGUGUACUCUGACAGACAAUUCUAUAGGGAAUGUGACAUCUAUGGAACUGUUGACUUUAUUUUCGGCAAUGCUGCUGUGGUUUUCCAAAACUGUAACAUUUAUGUUCACAACCACAAAACCAACACCGUCACUGCACAGGGCCGGUCCGAUCCAAACCAAAAUACAGGAAUUUCUAUUCACAAUUGUAGAGUUACAGCUGCUUCGGAUUUAAAAUCGGUUCAAAGUUCGGUUAAAACAUACCUAGGGAGGCCAUGGAGAGAGUAUUCUCGAACCGUGUUCAUGAAGACAUACCUUGAUAGCUUAAUUGACCCAGCUGGUUGGAUGGAAUGGAGUGGUAACUUUGCCUUGAAGACUUUGUAUUAUGGUGAGUACAUGAACACAGGCCCUGGUUCAUCCACUUCAAAUAGGGUGAAAUGGGCAGGUUACCAUGUCAUUACAAGUGCCUCGGAGGCUUCCAAAUUUACUGUUGGGAACUUCAUUGCGGGUAAUUCUUGGUUGCCAGCCACCAAUGUGCCUUUCACCUCUGGUCUGUGAUUAUACUGUUAUUUUUUGGAACAUAAAUAAAUUGAUUGUUGGCCCCCAAAAAAUGAGGAAUUAAUUUAGGGCAUUCAAUGGUUAGGUUACGAUUGUGCUUUCUUAUUUAAUUAUUAAUAUGGAAUUGUAUCAAUGACUCAAUUGUCAUUCUUUGUGAAUUUGUUUUAUAAGAAUUUAUAAUUGUUAAGGUUCUUCUCA
Molecule: messenger RNA, 924 nt
Organism: Prunus dulcis (almond)
Lineage: Eukaryota; Viridiplantae; Streptophyta; Magnoliopsida; Rosales; Rosaceae
Product: pectinesterase 2-like
Exons: 2
Biological process (GO): cell wall modification
Molecular function (GO): pectinesterase inhibitor activity; pectinesterase activity
Source: RefSeq, a predicted model, not a curated record